AAGGUCAUGUGAUCAAAAGAGCGCGUCUGCUUAACCCCAAAUCCAACACCACAAUGAGUGUCAAAAUAAACUAGAUUAAAUUUGUAAACAAUACCUUUGUAUUGCAAAUCUAAUUUAGCUUAUAAGACUUUAAAGCUUCGUACUAAAUGGGUAAAACGAAGUGUGAAGUUCUCCACGCAGAUGUCGAAAAACAAGAGUUUUAUGAACAAAGGUUCAACUGUGUUGUCUGCUUGGAGCCAAAACUUGAAAUGGUGUAUGGAAAUUGCCAACACAAGCUGUGUACAGAUUGUCUCUAUGUGAACAAAAUUUUGAGGUCUAACAUGCACAAAUGUCCCAUCUGUGGGCGGAUUAACAGCUUUCCAUUAAUAUUACCAGACAUUCCUGAUGACAAUAUAGAGAACCAAAAAUGCCUUGGAAUAACACAAUGUUGUCAUAGAGACAGAGGAUGCACAGUUACACUUUGGAAGUGGGAACUAGAGGAUCACCUCAAAACUUGUCAAGGUCAAAGUGAGGACAUUGUUUGUGCCAAGAGGAAGAAAAAAAGUCCAGUCAAGCUGAGAGUCAGACGGAAGCUACUCAGCGAUCCAGUGAGGAGAUCGCCGAGGCUUUUGAAAAAAUAACUCAGGACUGAAUUGAUUUAUAGCUCUUGUGAUACAAUUACUUAAUUGAAGGCUGGUUUCACUAAUUUAUUUCAUUGACUGAAUCAUCUUUGUUCUUCAUUUUUCAGUUUCACAUAGUUUACAUUUUAAAUUAAAAACCAUUUAAAGAAAAUGUUUCCUUUCAUUUCUAUAUGAAAAAAAAAUUUUUUUUUUUUUUUUUUUUUUCUUUUACACCUCUCCACAUGAUUUUACUUUUUGGUUUGACUAUCUGUUUAUAAUUGUGUGGAGUACAGUUUCCCUGUUUAAUUUGACAAUCUGUUGGUUCGCUUCAUUUUUCAUUGAACAGCGUUCAUAUUUUGUCACGUACAAUGUACCAUUGCAUUUUUUUUUCAAGACUUGUCUGUUGUACAUUAUCAUAUCUCAGGAAACUUGUUAUGAGUCUUAUUGAAUGUGAUGGUAAAUGGGUUGUACAUCUCCGUUUGGCUGGGAAUCCUUGAUGAACUUGACAGUAUAUCCCAGUGAUGCCCAACCCCAUUCGGCCUGCAUGCCAUUUUAAUUUUCAACACUCGUCUCGCGGGCCACAUGACUGAAAAGUUACACAAAUUACAUGACAUUGUUCUGAAACUAUUUUACCAGAACCCCCUGAAUUUAGUACUACUACAUUCAUGUCAUAUUUGACGAUUAUAUUUUUUCAGGCGUCAGAAUGGCUUCAUUUCUCUACUUAAAAUGUUAGCAGCAGUGUAAGUGCCUUUAAAACCGACUCAUUUUCUAGUUUCUUUUUGGUGAAUAUUCCCAUCGAUCCUCCAAUCUCUAGUUGUAGUUAAUCUUUUAUUCGUGGUUCAAACCAAGUAUGCCCCAUAUUUAUUUUAUAAUGCCAAUAUAUAUGUUGUUGAUUUUUAAACAGCUACACUUUCUUUUUAAAACAAAGAUGUUGGCUUAUUAUCAAGUUCCACAAAAAAAAAAGUAAAGAUCUGCCCACUUUUCCUGGUAGAUUCUACAUUCAGAGUCCCUGUUCAAAAACCCACAAACGUUAAAGGUCAUGGUAUCAAUCAGAAAAAAAAUAUGUGAGUCCUAAAGUAGGUAAAGAUACAUUUUUUAAUUUAGUUUGAGCCAGGUGGAACCACAUCGCGGGCUGGAUCUGGCCUGCAGGCCAUAUUUUGGGCAUCACUGGUAUCUCCAAUAUCUAGACCAAUUUCUGUUUAAUCGAACCAGAGAAUCUUUUCUGUGUGUAAAACUGUGUUUAUAUGUUAUGGAAACAGAUGUAUGUUUACUGAAUAGAUAAAGGUUACUUUAUAGCUGCUUAAUGCUGAGAUAAAAUGUUUCAUCUGCUUUUGAAAUAAAAGAAUAUAACAAUUCACUGUAACUUGUAAGGCAUAUCUAUAAUGCAUUUUAGUUGCUAUCUCAAAGAUGCUGUACUAGUCAAUUUAUAACUAGCUAAAAUAUAGUCAGUUUAUAACUAGAUUAAAUAUACUCAGUUUAUGACUAAAUAAAAUAUAGUCAGUUUAUAACUAGAUAAAAUAUUGACCUAACUUAGAGGUACCAGUAUACUUUUGACAUUGGUGUCAGAUCCCAAGGAAAGAUCUUGUACUUAACAUGGCUGCAGAGAUGCAGUGGUAUAUAUAAUUCGACAAGUUAUGUACUUAUGGUAUCGCCUUCAGAUCCCAAGGAAAGAUUUAGUAUAGCUGCAAAGAUUCUUCUACUGCGCAACGAUACAAAUGAUUCACAGUCUGGUGUCUAGCAUUGUACAUUAUCAUUUAAUAAUGUCAUUUUAUGUAUUUAUUUUGAUUAAUAUUCUGAGCCAUUUCAUUUUGUAAGUAAAUCUGGACUGUUUAUAAAUCAUACAAUCAUCCCCCUGUGCUGAUAUUGCCAGGUUUCUAUGCAAUAGCUUGCAUUACAUUGGAGUCAUUAUUAUGUUUAAAUUUGUGUUCUUUAAUUUAAGCAUUGUCUCUUGUUAGAAACUCAAGGAGCCUGGUUGGCCUUUUUUUUUCUAUUAUUCAGUUAAGUUUGUUAAACAUUAGAAUUUAUAUUUGUUUCAGGUUCAUAUUGAUCAUAACAGAAAUAUUGAACAGUAUUAAUACAAUGAUUAAAUGAUUUGAAAGAA
Biomphalaria glabrata is the source of this 2700-nucleotide messenger RNA. RefSeq names its product TNF receptor-associated factor 6-B-like. The transcript has 4 exons. Bases 147 to 620 code for a protein of 157 amino acids. NCBI's taxonomy places the organism in Eukaryota, Metazoa, Mollusca, Gastropoda, Planorbidae. The record is from RefSeq and is a predicted model, not a curated record.